AUGGCCCGUGAUGGAGUCUCCAAUGGCACCAGCCCCGUAAAAGACGCCGUUGAACCAACCAAGCUGGUCAACCUCGAGGAGGGAGGCUUGGGAGAUGUGGACAAGGACAACUACAUCGACUACAACGCACCCUAUGUUCGGAAUCCGCUCCCAGAGCCCGACUCGGAGGUCAGAGUGCUCGUUGUCGGUGCCGGCAUUCAUGGCCUGCUCACUGCUCACCACUUGAUGAAAGACGGCGGACUCACCAACGAGGAAGUAAUUCUCAUCGACAGGGCCGGUGGUUGGGGAGGCAGUUGGUACUGGAACCGAUAUCCCGGUGUGAUGUGCGACGUCGAAGGCUACGGAUAUCUUCCUCUCCUAGAAGAGACCGGCCAUAUUCCCAAGAGAAGAUACUCUUACGGCUACGAGAUUCGCGAGCAAUGCGAAAGAAUUGCAGACAUGCUGAACCUCAAGGCCGGAUUUGGCGUCAAUGUCACCCACCAGCAAUGGGACGACAGCGUCAAACGCUGGGUGGUGACUAUGACCCGGACACUCCCAGACGGGUCCUCAUCCGACCCGUACACCGUCAAGACACAAUUCCUAGUCUGUUCCGGCGGUCUGUUCCCUACGCCCCUCGUACCCCUCUUCAAAAACAUGAAAGCCUUCCGGUCCUCGCCAGGCAAGGCCGUCAUGCACACUGCCCGGUGGGAUUGGUCCGUCUCCGGAGGUUCACAAGAACAACCAGACAUGACACGGUUCAAAGACAAGAGAGUCGGUAUUGUCGGGACGGGAAACACCGCGGUCCAGGUGAUUCCUCUCGUCGCGGAGUGGGCGAAGAAGUUAUACGUCUUCCAGCGGCACUCAGCUUACGUCGGGCCUCACUUCCAGCAGGACACGACUCCUGAGUUCUGGAAAGACGUAGCGUACAAGAAGGGGUGGCAGUAUGAGCGAAUGGUAAACCUGGAUGCUUUCUUCACGAACCCCAAAGAGUACCCAGACCGCGUCAAGGACGGAUGGUCUCAGAUCGGUGGCGUCCGCGCCUUGAUCGGAGGUUCCUUCGACCCUGUCUUGCCUGGAGGCGAGGAGGCUCACGUUGAGAGGCUCAUCGCUCUGGAUAAGGAAUGGUCAGAAAAGAUGCGGCAGAGGGUCUCUCAAGAGGUCGAUGACCCAGACGUAGCAGAGAAACUGAAGUGCUGGGCACCGAGCUGGUGCAAGCGUCCCACAUUCCACAACAGCUACCUCACGACUUUCAACAAGCCCAACGUCGAGCUCAUCGAUACGAAUGGACAGGGUGUACGGGACUGUACGGCUGGUGGUGUCAUUGCCAACGGCCGAGAGUAUGAGCUCGACGUACUGAUUCUGGCGACCGGCUACACCAUCGCCAUCUUCGACAGUGACCCAUCCAAAUCCACGACUACGACCAUUGUCGGCAGAGACGAGCGAACCCUAAGCGACAAGUGGAAGUCUGACGACUUUGGGACCAUGUUCGGUUUGGCGACCAACGGUUUUCCGAACCUGUUCUUCUGCACGCCGGCAGGCUCAGGGGUAUCCAGCAACUUCCUGUCGUACCUGGAGAACAACGCAAGGACCUCUGCGCAUGUUAUCCGUCAAGCCCUUGAGCGUGCGGAAAACCCAAACUUCGUGGAGAUUGAGGCUCUCAAGGAUGCAGAGGACAGGUUCACUGACCAGGUCAUGGAGAAGGCGAGGCAUUUCAGUGGAUUGGGCAUCUGCGGUCUUGAGCUCAAUACCGUCACCAACGGCACGGGUUUCACGGUUCCCAAAAUGCCUGAUGCAGAGUUGAGGAAGGAACCGUGGGGAGAAGGCAUCUUGGGAAUGCGAAAGUUGAUUGCGGAGUGGACUCAGCAGGGGAGACUGGAGGGUUUCCAAGUCGUGGGCUAA
Colletotrichum karsti is the source of this 1878-nucleotide messenger RNA. RefSeq lists its product as uncharacterized. The transcript has 2 exons. NCBI's taxonomy places the organism in Eukaryota, Fungi, Ascomycota, Sordariomycetes, Glomerellales, Glomerellaceae. The record is from RefSeq and is a predicted model, not a curated record. The coding region runs from base 1 to 1878 and encodes 625 amino acids.